This is a messenger RNA of Zingiber officinale, 1311 nucleotides long. RefSeq names its product transcription repressor MYB5-like. Lineage: Eukaryota; Viridiplantae; Streptophyta; Magnoliopsida; Zingiberales; Zingiberaceae. The record is from RefSeq and is a predicted model, not a curated record. The coding region runs from base 355 to 1311 and encodes 318 amino acids. The transcript has 2 exons.
GGAGGGUUGAGGGUGAUAGAUAGUUGAGAAUAACUGAGCCAAAUUAAAUAGAAUGAAUGGAAGCUGCUAGAAGGACACUCCUUUUCCCUUUCAGAGUCACCUGAUAAUUAACGAACAGGCAAAUUAAAGCACCCAAUCUCCUUGAAUGCCGAUCGAUGACCUAAAAGACACAUCAUCGUGGUUACAGACUUACAGCAGAGAAAAAUAAUAUAAGAUUCUACGUUGUCACUCAUUCUUAAUUCCCUAAUACAGCUAAUGGCCUUCGUACGGAACGUGGCUAGCUGCGAGGAGACACUGCCCUUCAAUUCGUGUCUGGGUUAACACUGCCGAUCCCACUAACAAUUAUGAGAAACCAUGGCUCCCACCACCAGUGAGGGGCUUGACAUACGAUGGAGAGAGACUUACCUUGGCUUCGAAGGUACAGAGAGCGAGAUCAGGAUGAGGAGCGGAGAGGCGACGACGGAGGCGGAGGGGAGGAGGUCGCGGCGGGGAGGAGGAUCCAGCGGCAACGGGCCGAAGAUGUGCUGCAGCAAGGUCGGGGUGAAGCGGGGCCCCUGGACGCCGGAGGAGGACGAGGUCUUGGCGAGUUUCGUGCGGCGGGAGGGGGAGGGCCGGUGGCGCACCCUACCCAGCCGCGCCGGCCUCCGUCGCUGCGGAAAGAGCUGCCGCCUCCGGUGGAUGAACUACCUCCGCCCCUCCAUCAAGCGCGGCCCCAUCUCCCCCGACGAGGAGGACCUCAUCCUCCGCCUCCACCGCCUACUCGGAAACCGGUGGUCGUUGAUCGCCGGGAGGAUUCCGGGGCGCACGGACAACGAGAUCAAGAACUACUGGAACACGCAUCUCAGCAAGAAACUCAUCAGACAAGGCAUCGAUCCGCGCACGCACAAACCCUUGCCACUGCCCACCACCUCCGCCGCCGCCACCGCCGCCCCAGCUGUCCAUGUGAUCUUUCCACGACAGGCGCCUCUCCCUAACCCUAACCCUAGUCCUUAUCAUGCAGCAGGAUCCUCCGGCGAUAUCCGCACAGGCUUCUCCGCCCAUGACGACGGCGGAUGCUGGAAGGAGAGUGGCGAUCAGUUUAUGGAUGCCAACAACGUGCCGGAAGCUGGAGACCAUCUUGAACCAGAAUUGUAUGACUUCAGCUUCGACGAGGACAACAUCUUCUCCUCCUUCCUUGAUUCGCUCAUCAACAACAGCGAAAAUGACAUCAAUGAUGAUAAUUCAGAUGAUCGAGUUGGCUUCGUCUGGGAGAAGGACCUGCAGGACGAUGCACACGAACAAUUUCCAGGUGAUCAUGAUGCAGGAAACUGA